CCAAUGACUCUCACACAUGUAUAGUUCACCUACGGUACGCCAAUCAUCUUCAAACGUCGGACCGCCCAAAUUUGUUCGAGUAAGAUUGAUGCUCAUGUGUUCUCAAGCCCUCAUGAUCAGGUCGAACCCGCCACGCCUUCACAUCGGGUAUCGAUAUAAUUAUGCAUGAAUACAUAACGGAACGCCUAUCAUCGAGCGAUACUCACACCAAUCACUCUCUGUUCUUUUGGACUACUGCUUCCUUGUCCAGAUGGCUUUCCUCGACAUCGACGAAGUUCGCGCUUGCUUCCCAUCCCUCGAAUCAGGGUACAUCUACGCUGAUAAUGCUGGAGGAUCGCAGACCGCUCAAGGAGUCAUCGAUCGGAAUCCUGACUAUUUUGUCAGCGUGAUGGGCACUCAGCGCGUGGAUGAGGGCUCUUUCACCGUUGCAGAGUUGUUUAACGCUGCUUCCAUCGACGAGGUCGGGUUCGGACCGAGUUCGACGAUGAUUUUGGAGAACAUCGCUAGAGCCCUCGAAAAUGAUAUCCAACCCGGAGAUGAAUUUAUUAUUACCUAUGAGCAUGAAGCCAACAACGGACCUUGGACGCGUCUGGCUGAUCGGCGCAACGCCGUGGUCAAAUACUGGAAACCUACGCCUGUGUCUGCGGAAAACCCUUACUCAGUCGCAUACAAGAUCGAAGAACUGUUGCCGCUGGUUUCUUCACGGACCAGGCUGGCCGCCAUCACCGCAUGUUCCAAUAUUUUGGGAUCGUUGAUUCCUGUGGAAGAAGCAGUCAAGGCACUUCGCCAGCGUGCAAAGGAACAGGGUGCAAGAAAGGUCGAAGUGUCUGUUGAUUGUGUUGCGUACGCACCACAUAGAAAAAUGGACGUACGACAGUGGGAUAUCGAUUACUGCGUGUUUUCUUUGUACAAGGUGUACGGGGCUCACAAUGCUGCUUUCUAUGUGCGUUCGGUGGCUCUGAAGACAUCCCUCAAGUCCAUCGCACAUCAUUUCCUGGAGGUGGACGACAAGCCAUAUAAGUUGCAACCCGAUGGUCAAGGCUACGAGCUGGUGUAUGGUGCAACGGCAGUCGUGCCAUAUCUUAAGUCGUUGACCCCAGAAGAUGAUCUUGCAGCGUCUUUCGACGCAAUCGCAAACCACGAGCAAACCCUUCUAGCCCCUUUACUUGGCUUUUUGACGGACGCAAGACAAUUUGACAGGGGUGUUCGGAUUGUGGGGACAAGCGAGAUCGAUCUCUCAAGAGUCACCACUGUUAGCUUUGUCGUCGUCGGACAGAAUGCGAUCAAGAGCAAGGAUAUCGUUGGAGCAUUUGACAAAAAGGGAGAGAUCGGAAUUCGAUACGGCAACUUUUACGCGUAUUCUCUUGUUGACAAUCUACGCCCCAAACUGGACGUGAAUGACGGGGUCGUCCGCAUCUCGCUUGUUCACUAUAACACCGUCGAGGAGGUGGAGAAGAUCGUAGAUGUUUUGAGAGAAGUUUUGGCUUGAGCGAUAGGGAACAUUCUGGAGAUGCAUUUUUCUG
Molecule: messenger RNA, 1523 nt
Organism: Suillus bovinus
Lineage: Eukaryota; Fungi; Basidiomycota; Agaricomycetes; Boletales; Suillaceae
Product: pyridoxal phosphate-dependent transferase
Exons: 6
Coding region: 251-1489 (412 amino acids)
Source: RefSeq, a predicted model, not a curated record